This is a messenger RNA of Penicillium manginii, 1824 nucleotides long. Its product is annotated as ESCRT-II subunit protein VPS36. The transcript is spliced from 3 exons. Gene Ontology annotation, cellular component: late endosome membrane; ESCRT II complex. Gene Ontology annotation, biological process: protein transport to vacuole involved in ubiquitin-dependent protein catabolic process via the multivesicular body sorting pathway. Gene Ontology annotation, molecular function: phosphatidylinositol-3-phosphate binding; ubiquitin binding. The record is from RefSeq and is a predicted model, not a curated record. NCBI's taxonomy places the organism in Eukaryota, Fungi, Ascomycota, Eurotiomycetes, Eurotiales, Aspergillaceae. The coding region runs from base 1 to 1824 and encodes 607 amino acids.
AUGUUCUUCAAGUCUCUGGACCUGACCACGGCACUGCGCCCUUUGCUAUUACCUGAUGAGACCCUUCUCUUUGUUCAGGAUGCGGUUGGAUUAUACGAGGGGAAAUACAAGAUCCCCAACUACCAAAAUGGCCACGCUUACCUGACCUCCCACCGAGUAUGCUACGUCGCCACCGAGGAUCCACGCAAAUAUUGCGUCGGAAUUGAUUUGAAGGAAAUUGACCGGGCAGAAUACCAGGUUGGAAGCUCUCGUUCCGGGGCUCGUUUUCUAACAUCGUCGCCUAAAGUUACCAUCUAUCCCAAGCCACAGAAUAGCAAGACCGACAAGUCUCGAAGCACAACAUCUAGCCCCGCUAUCUCUCAGCAAUCGACUCUCCAUCCACUCCCCCACACAGGCCCAUCAAAGUCGCCCUCACCAAAGCCAAUCAAUGCGACUUGGAUUUGCCCGAUAUGCACCUUCUCCAAUCCUGUUCCCUCUAACUUUGACCCUGCGACGGCAACGGCUACAACCAAUCUGCCGCCGUGUCUCGCAUGUGGCAUCAAGCCGCCCUUCACAACGGUGUUAAAAGCAGCGAUCACGGCUGCAGCGAGUCGGGAUCCCCCCUUACCCGGUGCUAGCUCAUUGGCGCCAGAGGAGAACACACCUACCGGAAAUGAGAGACGCGGGUCAAAUACUGCAGGGUCGGUAUCCUGCCCUCGUUGCACCUUUGUCAAUCACCCGUCACUGAUCGAGUGUGAGAUAUGUGGGGCACCCUUGAUGCCAAAGGGUGCUGCUUCACUGCUAGAUAGCGGAGGAAACCGUGCAGAUUCACCAGCUCCAUUCUUCCAGCAAGCGCGGUUAGUCAACACAGAAGUGAGCGAGAGCAUUAAAUUAUCGUUCCGGGAUGGUGGCGAAAAGACCUUUCACGAGAGGCUUAAGGAUGCCCUGGUGCAAAGGAAAUGGCUACUCCAGAAUGCUCCCCCGGUGCCUCCCCCGGCGCAGGUCACUUCAUCGCCAGGGGCCCCGGCCGCCAUACUCGAAAGCCCGCAACCUGCAGCUCCCCGUGUGUCGGCUGUAGGUAUCGCAGGUCUUGAGCAACGAGGAUUGGAGGCUCGCAUGAACAACCAGUUGGUGAUUGGCAAUGCGUUUGAGGAUUUGGAGGCAUUGAUGGCGUCAGCUAAGCAAUUUGUUGCACUGGCAGAGACCUUGGCGCGAGAGUCUGGAAUGGCUACGAAUGAAGGCUCCGCGGAGACUAAAGCGGUGUUAUCUGAGUCCGUGGCAGCCCUCGGGAUGGUAACAACCAAGGAUAUGCUAAGUUCGGGCUCCGAGACCCUCUACCUCUCGGAACUAUCACGCAACCUAGCGGAGUAUCUAACGGACGACCGCCAAGGUAUUCUACAGCGGGAAGGGGGGAUCAUGAGCUUGAUCGAUCUUUGGGCGGUAUUCAACCGGUCCAGAAAUGGUGUCGAGCUUGUUAGUCCAUCUGAAUUUCAGCGAGCGGCGCAACUCUGGGAGAAGCUGAAGCUCCCCGUUCGCCUGCGCCGGUUUAAGAGUGGUCUGCUGGUGGUCCAGAGAUAUGACUGGAGCGAUGAUAAGACGGUACGACAAUUACAGGAAUGGAUGGAAGAAUUGCGUCGAAUUCCACCCGAAGAGCCGGUCCCAUGGGACUGGUUGAUCUUCGGUCGGGCCGUGACGGCGCAGGAGACGGCGCAGCGCUUUAAAUGGAGUGUCGGCGUGGCUACCGAGGAAUUAGAGAUGGCAGAGGAUCGAGGCGUCCUCUGUCGAGAGGAAGGCAUCGAGGGGCUCCGGUUCUGGGGCAAUUACAUCGUCAUUCCUAGUGACUAG